CUGCCCUGGCUUCGCCCUGGCCGAAGGCCCUGCCGCGCGGGCUCGGGCCCGUGGACCGACCACCCCUGGCUCCAGUCCAUCUUGCUCACAACCUCACAGCACCGCCGCGCUUCCGCGUCGCCCGCUGCACGGCAGGGGCCUCUCCCCACCCCCCGCGGCCGUCCCUGAGGCCCCUGGACAUCGCCACGCCGCCGGGGCCCUCCAGGGACCGAGCCCAGCUGCUCGGAGGGCCGGGGGCAGAGGCCCGGGGCUGGGCUGAGGGCUGCGAGCGUCGCCCUGAUCCUCUCAGCGGCCCGGCGCGGCGGCAGGCCCGGAAACGGACACUCCCAGCGGCAAGGCGGAGGGACCCGCGUCGGCCGGCGACAGGACCCCCGCGCGGGCGCAGCCGGACGGCCAGCAGCGAGGGCAUUCGGGUGCCCGGGGCGGCCCGAGAAGACGCCCCGCCCACGAGAACACUGCACGCGCCGGCGCCCUCGCGGGGCAUUGUGGGAGUGGCAGCCCUGCGCCCUCCUCGGCACCCGCCCCGCACACGCACCCACUCCGCAUUAAACGGCUCUCGGGGCGCCGCUGGGGUCCGACGCCCUGCUCUCGGCUGCCGCCCCCGCAGCGCCCAUUCGGCGGGCGGCCGGCCCCAGAGGUGCCUCGGGGACUACAAUUCCCGGCGCGCCUCGCGCGGCGCCGCCGCUCGGCGCGCGGCCUUGUGGGAGCUGUAGUCCGCGCGCGAUUCACAGCGCCGCGUGCGCCCCCGGCGCGCCGUAGCCUCAGGCCCCGGCCGGGCGCUACGCUACGGAGGUGGCGUAAGGCGGGCGCCUGACGCGGGCCGGGGCCGGGGCCGGACCGGGGCCGGACCGGGGCCGGGAGCUGGGCGCCUCUGCGACUGCGGCGCUCGUGGGGCCGCCCUGGCUGCACGGUCGCCGGCGAGAGGGGCCGCGCGGCUCUCCGGAGGCAGGAGUUGUGGAUCGGCUGGCGGUGACGAGCGGGCCCCGGGCCAGGGCCGCGCCUCCCGGGCCGCAGGGUCUGAGGCGGCAACGCCGGGCUGCGGAGGUCCGGAAGCCCGGGAAUGGUAGUGACUUGUCCCACCCGCGCUCCUCCUGGGCUGCCACCGGGCCUGGACCGUGAGGCCGGAGUGAUGCCAGGCGCAGAGCCGGAGCCUCCACGGGCCACUCCAGCGAGGUCAGCUGAGCCCCGCCUCCCCUGUGCUGCUGUGCUCAUCCGGCCGCCUGUCUCCGGCGUGGGCACUCUCCUCCCUCCAUGCUCCACUUCGCCCGCUGCCGGCCAGAGGUGACCAGGCCUGGCUCUCAGCGUGGCUGCUGUCAGGGGGGCCAUGGGGAGCUCUGCCUCCUCCCUGGCCACCGAGACCGAGUCGGACCACGGCUUCCCCGGGGGGCCACCCUACCCAGGGCCCCCGGCAGCGGCUGGCUGGUGUAGGAGCGGCCCUGGGGGGCCUGUCUGGGGAGGCGCCCUGGUCACCCGGCAGCACCAGCCCCUGCACCCCCGGGCCCGCAGCCACACCCACUCGCCCGGGUCUAUGGCCGCAGUCGGGGAGUGGUCCUGUGCACGCUGCACCUUCCUGAACCCUGCUGGCCAGCGUCAGUGCUCCAUCUGCGAAGCUCCCCGGCACAAGCCCGACCUUGACCAGAUCCUGCGGCUCAGCGUGGAGGAGCAGAAAUGGCCCUGUGCCCGCUGCACGUUCCGGAACUUCCUGGGCAAGGAAGCCUGCGAGGUGUGUGGCUUCACCCCCGAACCCCUGUCUGGAGCCUCCCUGCUGCCCAUCAUCAAUGGGGUCCUGCCCAGGCCACCCACUGUCCUGGUGGAGCCCAAAGGCAGCUGCAAGGAGGAGCCGGGGCUGGUGCGGACAGCGGGGCUGGCGGCCGUGGAGCCGGGCGGAGGACGCCCUGCGGAGCAGCAGGAGCAGCAGCAGGAGCAGGAGGAAGGGGUGACGGAGCCCAGGAGCGGCUGGGCCUGCCAGCGCUGCACGCUGCUCAACACUCCCGUGGCCACCUCCUGCUCCGCCUGCGGUGGCCCUCGAAAGCUCUCACUGCCCAAGAUCCCUCCAGAGGCCCUGGUGGUCCCUGAGAUUCUGGCCCCUGCUGGCUUCCACAUCGUGCCGGCCCCGCCGCAGCCGGUCCCUGGGGAGGCUGCCGAGACUGACCCUCCAUCCAGCAGCCAGGGCCCAGCCGCUGCAGACCAGGAGCCCCCCCGGAUCCCGCCCUUCAGCCCCUUCUCACCCACUCUGCAGAACAACCCCGUUCCUCGAAGCCGCCGGGAGGUCCCCCCGCAGCUGCAGCCGUUGGUGCCUGAGGCUGCACAGCCUUUGAGCUCCACUGGCUCCAAGGGUGCCCCCCAGGGCCCAGGGCGGGCUGGGGCAGGGGCCUGCCGCCUGGCAGAGCUGCUGUCGGCCAAGCGGCUGAGUGCGCUGGAGGAGGAGGCGCCUGAGGGCGGCCCCUCCCGCGGUGAGGCCUGCAGCCCUGCCCCGAGCAGCGGCAGUGACGUCAUCGACCUGGCAGGUGACUCAGUGCGCUACACGCCCUCCAGCCCGUCCAGCCCUGACUUCACCACCUGGUCGUGUGCCAAGUGCACACUCAGGAACCCCACGGCAGCCCCCAGGUGCACAGUGUGUGGCUGCUCCAAGCUACACGGCUUCCAGGAGCACACGGAGCCCCCCGCACACUGCCCUGACUGUGGCACCAACAAGCCUGGCCCCUGUGGUGGCAGCUGCGGACGGGGCCCCUCGGCUCCCAGGGCAGCUCGCCUCCUGCCUGAGCGCCCGGGCCAGUGGGCCUGCCCUGCCUGCACCCUGCUCAACGCACCCCGGGCCAAGCACUGUGUGGCCUGCCACACGCCCCAGCUCCUGGUGGCCCAGCGCCGGGGGGCCGCCCCGCUGCGGCGCAGAGAGAGCAUGCACGUGGAGAAGCGGCGGCAGACAGACGAAGGCGAGGCCAAGGCCCUCUGGGAGAACAUCGUGGCCUUCUGCCGGGAGAACAGCGUGAACUUUGUGGAUGACAGCUUCCCCCCUGGGCCUGAGUCUGUGGGCUUCCCUGCGGGGGACAGCGUCCAGCAGCGCGUGAAGCAGUGGCUCCGGCCCCAUGAGAUCAACUGCUCCGUCUUCAGGGACCACAGUGCCACGUGGUCCGUCUUCCACACCCUCCGGCCCUCGGACAUCCUGCAGGGGCUGCUGGGGAACUGCUGGUUCCUGAGUGCUCUGGCGGUGCUGGCUGAGCGGCCGGACCUGGUGGAGCGGGUGAUGGUGACGCGCAGCCUGUGUGCGGAGGGUGCCUACCAAGUGCGGCUGUGCAAGGACGGCACGUGGACCACGGUGCUGGUGGACGACAUGCUGCCCUGCGACGAGGCCGGCUUCCUGCUCUUCUCGCAGGCACAGCGGAAGCAGCUGUGGGUGGCCCUCAUCGAGAAGGCUCUGGCCAAGCUGCAUGGCUCCUACUUCGCCCUCCAGGCAGGGCGCGCCAUCGAAGGCCUGGCCACGCUCACCGGUGCCCCCUGCGAGAGCCUGGCGCUGCAGGUCAGCUCCACGAACCCCCGAGAGGAGCCCGUUGACACUGACCUCAUCUGGGCCAAGAUGCUGAGUUCUAAGGAGGCUGGGUUCCUCAUGGGCGCCUCCUGUGGAGGGGGCAACAUGAAGGUGGACGACGCUGCCUACGAGAGCCUGGGGCUGCGCCCGCGCCACGCCUACUCUGUGCUGGAUGUCCGCGACGUGCAGGGCUCCAGGCUCCUAAGGCUCCGGAACCCGUGGGGCCGCUUCUCCUGGAACGGCAGCUGGUCAGACGAGUGGCCGCACUGGCCGGGGCACCUGCGCAGUGAGCUCAUGCCGCAUGGCAGCAGCGAGGGCGUCUUCUGGAUGGAGUACAGCGACUUCAUCAGGUACUUUGACUCCGUGGACAUCUGCAAGGUGCACUCAGAUUGGCAGGAGGCCCGGGUGCAGGGCCGCUUCCCCAGCACGGCCAGCGGGCCUGUGGGGGUGACGGCGCUCACGGUGCUAGAGCGCGCCUCGCUGGAGUUCGCCCUCUUCCAGGAGGGCAGCAGGCGCUCAGACACAGUGGACAGCCACCUCCUGGACUUGUGCAUCCUGGUGUUCCGAGCCACCUUCGGCAGUGGCGGCCGCCUGAGCCUGGGCCGCCUCCUGGCCCACAGCAAGCGCGCGGUCAAGAAGUUUGUGCACUGUGAUGUCAUGCUGGAGCCGGGCGAGUACGCCGUGGUGUGCUGUGCCUUCAACCACUGGAGCCCCGCCCCGCCGGCCUCCAGCCCUUCGGCAGGGAUCCCUCGAGCCGCUGAGCCGCCUGGCCACGUGCUCGCCGUGUACAGCUCGCGGCUGGUCAUGGUGGAGCCGGUGGAGGCCCAGCCAACCACACUGGCCGACGCCAUCAUCCUGCUCACAGAGAGCCGAGGCGAGCGGCACGAGGGCCGUGAGGGCAUGACCUGCUACUACCUGACACACGGCUGGGCGGGGCUCAUCGUGGUGGUGGAGAACCGGCACCCCAAGUCCUUCCUCCACGUGCAGUGUGACUGCACCGACAGCUUCAACGUGGUGUCCACACGCGGCAGCCUGCGCACCCAGGACAGCGUGCCGCCCCUGCACAGGCAGGUCCUGGUGAUCCUGUCCCAGUUGGAGGGCAAUGCUGGAUUCUCCAUCACCCACCGCCUGGCACACCGAAAGGCGGCCCAGGCCUUCCUCAGCGACUGGACAGCCUCCAAGGGCACCCACAGCCCCCCCCUCACGCCUGAGGUUGCCGGCCUGCACGGGCCCCGGCCGCUGUGACCACAGUGCCUGGGCUGGGGGCUGCGUGCGAACACACCACCCCUACAUGCACUUUACGAGGGAGACCCGACGGAGGACGCUUGAACCAGAAUCUCAGGACCCCGCCCAGGGAGCCGGUGCCGCCCCGAGGCACAGCUUCCCGUGGGCCCCUCUCGCCCCUCCCACCCCCACCCUGAGCACCCACAGUCCGCCUGACCAGGCCUCCCGGCCGCCUUGCAGAAUACCUCGAGCCAGGUGGACUCCACACCAGCCCCUCCUGCCUGCUACGGACCCAGCUGGGCUGCCCCUCCCCCCGGGACGUGGGGACCUGUGCCGGGUGAGGCAGCCAAGGCUCCACACAGAACCAAAUCUGCAGGGUCAGGCUGGGACCCCGGGGUGAGACCCGGGACUCUCUCCCGGGGAGCUGUGAGGUCAGAGCCUUCGCACCUCAGUGUGACCCCACCAGGCAGCGGGGGUCCCUGGAGGCACAUGGCCCCAGGGCCUGGCCCCCAAGCAGUGCGCCCCAGGAGGCAGGUGCCUCGGUCCAGGGCUCAGGGCUGGAGAGCCCCUGCCCAGCCGCUCCUCCCGCAACACUAUGCAAUUCCUGGAGCGCCGGCAGGAUCGAAGCCAUGACGGGCGGCAGGUCGGGCAGCCGGGCCCAGCCGUGCUGUCUGCUGCUUUGUCCUCAGCACCCUGAACACUGCUGGGUCCAGCAGAACCCUUGGCCAGCACUGGCCUUGGCCCUGCCGCACAGAGGGACCCCCUCCCCAGCCCCACUGCCUCUCCCACUCCUCCCCAGAAGCCCAGGGAGCUGAGCUGCCCUCCUGCCCCUACUGCUCGUGGAGGCCCGAGCUCUCCUGUGGAUGUCCGAGCCCGCCUUCCGUCCCCUCCCGCCCCAGGCAGCAGGCAGCCCCGGGCCUCCCGGGAACAUCCCCCUCUCCCUUUGGGCCUCCUUGUACUCUGAGCUGUGAAUAUUUUUAACCCUGUAAAUAAGGCCAGCUCUUCUCACACAGAGACUAUUUUAUCAGCCGUCCCUGUCCCAGAUGGGUCUAGCUGGUUCUCCAUGGGUGGCUUCUAGACUCAGGCACCAACGGACCAAAUAAAAGCGUUUUGUUUUGUA
This is a messenger RNA of Oryctolagus cuniculus (rabbit), 5870 nucleotides long. RefSeq names its product calpain 15 (gene CAPN15). Gene Ontology annotation, molecular function: calcium-dependent cysteine-type endopeptidase activity. The record is from RefSeq and is a predicted model, not a curated record. Lineage: Eukaryota; Metazoa; Chordata; Mammalia; Lagomorpha; Leporidae. Gene Ontology annotation, cellular component: cytoplasm. Gene Ontology annotation, biological process: proteolysis.